Molecule: messenger RNA, 3289 nt
Organism: Synchiropus splendidus (mandarinfish)
Lineage: Eukaryota; Metazoa; Chordata; Actinopteri; Syngnathiformes; Callionymidae
Product: NXPE family member 3-like
Exons: 7
Coding region: 628-2307 (559 amino acids)
Source: RefSeq, a predicted model, not a curated record
CUUAGUUGUGUCACUAAGAGACAGCAUAGUCCUUUGCUGUAAAGUGGAACAGAGUGCUGGAGAGCAAAGGAUAGAUGUCCACAUCAGAUUUUUGGGAGGAAGCUGCACAAUGGUUGGAGCGAAAUAGCCGAGAAAAACGUCUUCUUCUGUGCUUGGAGGUUGUUUAACCACUUCAGACUGGACUUUUCUUGAGUUUUGCUUUUUGCAUUUUUAGCAAGUAGUUGGAAGGAAUAAUAGCCAAGCUUUGUCUGGAGUGAGUCUCACUGAAAUUGCCCUAAUGUUAUUCAAUCACUGUCAAGAUCAAGGGGCAGUGUCCCGAAAUGUGGCUCAUAGAUCGGAGAGAACCUCAGGCUUGCUUACUUUUUUGUGUGUACACGUGCGUGUGUUUGUAUCGCUAUCCUUCUUCUUGGAAACACGCCUGCUUGGAGUGAAGUUUGGUUAAGAGUUCUGCUAAGGUUAGUGAUUUGUUUUGAAAGAAUGAGUUAAGGAUGAGAAGCUAGGGAAAGCAUUAAGGCAAUAAGUGGAGCCCACACAGAGAACGUGCGUGUGUGUCUGUUCAGGUUCAAAUGUCCGUAUGUCGUCACAUGCAGACACACUUGUUGACAGUUCAUCCGUUCAUUGAAAACCAUGAGGCACUUGUCACUGAGGGGACGGUGGGACCCUAUCUUCAGUCCAAAGUUGAUGAUCUUCCUCCUGAUUGUGAUGUUUUUCGUCAUCAUGCUCAAGACACGACAGCUGGACUUCUGGACGGUUCCAAUCAAAGUCCAAAGGCCCCUUCCAGCCAACAGAAGCUCCAUGUUGAGUCAACAGAGCAAAGACUUCUGCAGGUUCCCACCACUUUUCCCAGAGGACGCUCUAGAGGAGCACUACCUUCUGGAUUUGGUGGCCUGGCCAAAGACGCCACCUCUGAACACAACGUUGAGUGAGACCAGCAGUCCGAAAAACAGCAUCUUCACCAUCCUCCCAGGUCGAGACAAGUGGCACGUCGGUGAUCAGCUCCAAGUUCGGAUUCAGAUAAAAGACUUUAGGAAUGUUGCGAAAAAGUCUGGGGGUGAUGUCAUUGUUGCGCGACUCCACAACCAGGACCUGGACGCUGGUGUUUCAGGGCAUGUGGUGGAUCAUCUGAAUGGCUCCUACACAGCCUCUUUCCCCCUGCUAUGGACUGGAGGGGCCACUGUUGAGGUGAUCCUGGUCCACCCCAGUGAGGCUGUCACAGUGCUACGCAGGCUCAACGCUGAAGAACCUGACCGUGUAAACUUUGUCAGCAUUUUCAAACUUGGCAGCAUCUCCGAGUCGCUCAUCUGCAACAUCUGCUUCCGUCCAACCGAGGCACCGCUGUGCAACUUCACUGACAUCCUCACAGGAGAACCGUGGUUCUGCUCCAAACCAAAAGAGCUGAACUGCGACAGUCGAAUCAACCAUGCCAUGGGGCACUUUGACCUAAAGCUCAAAGCUGAAGAGACAAAGCUCUUUCAGAGUGGAACUAACAUGAAAGUAAGGAUCGAGUCUUCCGGUCCCACCAGUAUCAAUGUCCUGGCCAAUCCUGACUCAGAUGAACCUCAGUUGCAGAAACCAGAGCCCAGACCUUCCGGCUACUACUACAAUGGUGAGUGGCGGGCUCUGGUGGGUGCAGCAGUCCAGAAUUUCCCUGACCCAGCUGCGAUCAGUCAGUGUCUGCGAGGCAAAAUCCUCCACAUGUACGGAGACUCCACAGUCAGGCAGUUCUACGAACACCUAGUUGCAACACUUCCAGAUCUGAAUGACUUUGACCUGCACAGCAGCAAAAUGACAGGACCCUUUGUCGCCUUCGACAGCACUCACAACAUCCAGGUGAAGUACCGGCCUCACGGAGUGCCAAUCCGGAUCAAGCCCAUUGCGACAACUGAGCUCCGCUACAUUGCCACAGACCUGGACACCAUCUCUGGGGGACCCAACACUGUGGUGAUCCUGGGCAUCUGGGCUCACUUUGGAACCUUCCCCAUCGAGAUCUAUGUUCACCGCCUGCAGAACAUCCGCAGAUCCGUGAUCCGGAUGCUAAAUAGGUCCCCGGACACAGCGGUGAUAAUCCGGACCGCAAAUCCGAAGGAGUUGGAGAUAAACAAAGCAGUGCUCAACAGUGACUGGUAUUCACUGCAGCGGGACAAGAUCCUCCGUGCCAUUUUCAAGGGUGUAAACGUUCAUUGGCUGGAUGCUUGGGACAUGGUUCUUGCACACCACCAUCCACACAUGUUGCACCCGCCGCCUCCAAUCAUCAAGAACAUGAUCAACGUUAUCCUGUCAUACAUUUGUCCACACACGACCAGUUAGAGGUCCAAGCUGAAGACUUGAGAACCCUGUCACGACCUGACUCUGUUACAUGUGAUUGGGAUUCUGGACACAUUUCUUCUGCUGAAAACCUCAGUGAUUGGUCUUGGUCCUUUUGCUCAUGGGUCAGUGCAACUGGUUUACUUCGGCCUUGUUUCUUGUUUCUUGGUUCUUGUUCUGUCCUCUUGGUCUCCCCUGUCUGGUCUGGUGAUUCCGUGUACAAAACAAUAGAACUGAAGCGGUACUCAAUAUAAAGUCUCAGGGAGUGUUUGAGUGUUUGCAUUGGUCUGCCAUCAUAUUGGGCUUGAUGCGAGAUGUGAAGCCAUCAAAGGAAUCUCCUGCCUUGACUGCUGAACCAGUCAAACACCACAUGGAGGUGGUAACAUAGCACUCGCACAUUACAGAUAUGUUAGUUACAGAGUAGGUACUGUAGUGUUUCACAGUGUUUCAGAAAUCAACUAGAACUAAUUUGUGAAUGUCAUAGACUCCGAGUUGAGUCUUGUGGCCCUAUUUGGUAAUAGAGGCUGGAGGUCUCCAGGAAGACCAACGCAUGCUCUUGUGCCUAGUGAGCCCUGGAAUUACAUGCAGAACUGCAAUGUAAAUCAAACAGCGCCAGGAAUGAUAGAUCAGUGAGUGUCUGCGAAGUGAGUUCGGUAGAACAAUCUUGACUGCACUGUGCAUCAUGGACAUUAUACAUCAAAGCCAAUCAAACCUUAUGAAAAUGGAAAACAAGAUACAGAAAUAGAACUUUACAUCUUAACUAUAAAAAAAAUGCUGUUGUAGAUGGACAGAUUGCACUCAGUGAUAUGGACAAAUGAACAUGAAGAUUGCUCAGUACAGGGCCAUGCAACAUCGCUCUUGCAGCAAGCUGAUGAAGAGCUGAUGUAAGAGUAAUGCGCUAUGUAGCUAAUGUUAGCAUGGACAAGAUGACAGUAAAUACUGAACUGAAUAAACACAACUCAGCAAAUAUAACUUCUUGGGAAAG